Molecule: messenger RNA, 13027 nt
Organism: Paramuricea clavata
Lineage: Eukaryota; Metazoa; Cnidaria; Anthozoa; Malacalcyonacea; Plexauridae
Source: the annotation of a GenBank genome assembly
AAGUUGCUGGUAAACUUCCUGGCAAUCUUGAAACGUUUAUGACGGACAGUAAACAAGUGGUGGUCGUCUCUUUUGGUACAACUCUCUCAAACUAUCGACCAGAUUUUAUUGAAAUGUUGGCAGAUGCUCUGGGGAAAUUGCCUUUUUAUGUGUUAUGGAGGCAGUUUGGUUACCUUCCUGAAAAAAUAAGCCCAAACAUAAAAAUCGUCACUUGGUUUCCGCAGAACAAUCUACUCGGACACUCUUCCACCAAAGUGUUUCUCACACAUGGUGGUUUAAACAGUUUUCUGGAGAGCAUGUACCAUGCUGUGCCAAUGGUAGUGAUACCAUUGUUCGGCGACCAGCAUAAACAAGCAUGGCUUGUCAAAAUUAAAGAACUUGGUGUAAGCCUGGACAAAAAUGUCAUAAAAUCUGAGGAUAUAACCAGAAGCAUAAUUGAAGUGGCAAACAACAUGAAGUACAAGGACAAUGCAAAGCAUAUUUCUAGGUUGCUCCGAGACAGGCGUCAAAGCCCUGCCGAAGAAGGCGCAUACUGGAUUGAGUACGCUUUAAAGCAUCAAGGGGCACAGCAUCUAAUGAGCAGUGCUUAUGAUAUGCAGUUGUGCCAGUUCUAUAUGUUUGACGUGUUUUUGUUUGUGUUGGCGGUGAUUGUAGUUCUUGUUUGUAUGUUUCUUGGUCUUUGUUAUUUUAUGAUUUGUCGAAGAAAAUCAAAAAUGCCAGAAAAAGAGAAGAUGACAUAGGGGGCCUAGAAAGACGGGUCAAGGGUGGAGAAAGGAACCAUGGGAGGGAGAGGGGGAAUUAAACCCAUUGAGCCACAAUGCACCCCCAGUGCACUUCAUUUUUUAUACUUGUCUAAUGCCAGACGAUUUUACUUGUCAAUGGGGAAGAUCUGCAGCUUAAUGGGUUAAUCACACAAAUUUUACAUGUAGACUACUGUACAUCGAGCAUUCCUCUUUUGAGUUCCUAACUUGAUUGCAAUUUUUUACCUUACCUUGCAAAUUGCAAAUAUGAAAAACUCAAAAUAUUUCGGUCUAUUGGUAUUGAAAAUACUGGUAUUGUGUAACGUAAAAGUUUUUAUACUACCAUUGUUAUAAAAUAGAAAGGUUCUAUAAGUUAUUAACAUGCUAUAAAAAUUCAAAUAAUUCUCAAUUAUUAAAUUAUUCCCCUUUAAAUAUAAACCAUAUAACCUUUCAAAGUUCUUUCUCGUCCUUAGUUCUGCGUACCCCCCGGGAAUAACCCAUAACCAGUAAUAUUUCCGGGCGGAGUAUUUGUGUAGAGUGUUUAGUGUUUACUCAGAGGUGUUUACUUUCGCGGCAAAAUGGCGGCGAAUUUUAAAGGAAACUCUUUGUUGCAAAUUAGUCGGGUUUUUGUUUUAUUGUGUUGUUUUAUUGCCGUGGUUUAUAUCGAGAAAGCUUCGAGUAGUCACGUACUAGGCAUGGCGAACUUAAACUAUGUCAGCCAUAACAGAGUUCUGUGGAAAAUUGGCAAAGAACUUCAAGCAAAAGGGCACAAAUAUACACAAGUUUUACCCAGCUGUGCUAAAGAGCGUUACACAGACAUCGAUGUCAAGAUUUUCAAUACAUCUGUGACCAAUGAAGAUAUAGAGGAAUUUCAUUCAAUCUUCAUGAAAAUGGAUGAUAUUAAUAGCGUUUUUGGAGCAUUUAAACUUUUCAAAGAAAUCCAGAAUAAUAUCGGUGUCGUGCUACAACAAUUUUGCAAUGAUCUCUUUGGCAGCGACCACUUGAUCUCUGAAAUAAAACAAUCGGUUGACCUACUUUUAUGUGACACUACUAAUUAUUGUUGUUCUGUCUUGGCAACGGCAUUGAAUAUUACUCGGGUAGACAUUGCACCUGUUGGUUUUACAGGGGUUUUAGGUGCAGUCUAUUACAAUAUCCCUAUUGCCUACCUCCCGCUGGAAUCCACGCCAGACUCCCCUGAUGCAUUUUCAUUUAUAAAUCGGUUGAAAAGUUUUAUGGUUUUUCUAGUUACCCGCAGCAUAAAUAACGCAUUUUUCAAAAUGGUCUCCCAAGUAUCAUUGGAAAAAUAUGCCUCAAAAGCUGUUGUGGACACAAUAAAGCCGAGUGGAAUUGCUUUGAUUCCACACGAUUUUGCCUUUGAGUACCCGAGACCUCUCACGCCCAAUGUAAAAGUCAUCGGGCCUGUUUUACCAGAAGUUGCUGGUAAACUUCCUGACGAUCUUGAAACGUUUAUGACAGAUAGUAAACAAGUGGUAGUCGUUUCUUUUGGUACAACUCUCUCAAAUAAUCGACCAGAUUUUAUUGAAACGCUGGCAAAUGCUCUGGGGAAAUUGCCUUUUUAUGUGUUAUGGAGGCAGGUUGGUUACCUUCCUGAAAACAUAAGCCCAAACAUAAAAAUCGUCACUUGGUUUCCGCAGAACGAUCUACUUGGACACCCUUCCACCAAAUUGUUUCUCACCCAUGGUGGUUUAAACAGUUUUCUGGAGAGUGUGUACCAUUCUGUGCCAAUGGUAGUGAUACCAUUGUUUGGUGACCAGCAUAAACAAGCAUGGCUUGUCAAAAUCAAAGAACUUGGUGUAAGCUUGGACAAAAAUGUCAUAAAAUCUGAGGAUAUAACCAGAAGCAUAAUUGAAGUGGCAAACAACAUGAAGUACAAGGACAAUGCAAAGCAUAUUUCUAGGUUGCUCCGAGACAGGCGUCAAAGCCCUGCCGAGGAAGGUGCGUACUGGAUUGAGUACGCUUUAAAGCAUCAAGGAGCACAACAUCUAAUGAGCAGUGCUUAUGAUAUGCAGUUGUGCCAGUUCUAUAUGUUUGACGUGUUUUUGUUUGUGUUGGCGGUGAUUGUAGUUCUCGUUUGUAUGUUUCUUGGUCUUUGUUAUUUUAUGAUUUGUCGAAGAAAAUCAAAAAUCCCAGAAAAGGAGAAGAAGACAUAGGCAGCCAAGUGUGGAUCAAGGAUGGGAAAAGAAACCAAAGAAGGGAGGGAGCAAAUUAAUUACUCGCACAAAUGUUAAUGUAAAAAUUUUUAAAUUGUAAAUAAAUAAAUAGUAAUAAUUAAUGAAUAGCUAUGUUGGUCAGAAUGGUAUUGGUGCCAGGGAAUUCCUAACCUGCUAUCAUGCUCCACCCAUAGGCCUACAGGAAGGGGGGGGGGAUUUUUGGGCAACCUUGGUGCAUAUUCCCUGACCAAUCAAAACUGGCAAAUUCCCUUACUAAUUUUUUGUCAUGGGGUUGGGCAAAAAAUGUAAUUUUACUAUUAUCUUAUAUCUACUAAUAAGUUACUAUUAUCUUACAUAUAUUUCUUGCAUAUAUUUCUUGGGGGGGGGGGGUGGAGCUGCCAUUGCUUAACCAUUUCACGAAAAUUUAAAAACAUGUUUUUAACUGGGUAAAUUUUAUUUUCCAUCUGGACUGAUGUCUAAAGUCUUUAGUAACCUGUUAGCCUAUUUUUACAUUUUCAAGACAAAUUUCACUUAUGAAAGCUCAGCAUUGAAAGACCUUUUUAAAACCAACCAGUCCGGUAGACCUAGUAGUUAAAAUCCAAAAAGUACAUUCAAUUUAUGCAGUAAAAUUGUUACAUUCAAAAAUUGUUACAUCCGAAGCUCGUCUAGUCUGUCCUGGCCUCAAAAAAAUUCUCGUUUCCUGGGGAAAAAUUACCGGAAAUCUUUUUUAGCCUUCCCAACCUCUAUUGAGCCCCCCUUCUGAAUUCUGAUAAACCCCUAGAACCACUGGAAGAAAGCCCCCACUCCCCACAGGGGGGGGGAGGGGCUAAAUGGAGGACGAAAAGUAAUUUUAAAAUGAAGAUGUUGUAACGUGACCUUAUGAAGUGGUUCAUCUUCAUCAAAUCAUCUUUUGUUCAGGCGUUCAGUCAUUUUACAUUUGAACGAUCCAAUCACAAACAUAUGGUCGUUGAUAUUCAAGGUACUUUUUUUCUGUACAAUAAAUUUAUUUGGUGAAUUGUUUCUCCUAAAUGUGUUUGAUUUUGAAGAAGGAAAAUCUUUUUCAGAUGUUUUUGUGUAGUGGCCUGUACAAUGGCCCAAAAUUUUCACUUUUUAUUCUAUUUUUAUUUGUUUGGCCAGGUGUUGGAGACCUGUACACAGACCCUCAGGUUCAUAGUACAAAUCUGAAGGAAUAUGGAGACGCAAAUCUUGGGACGAAAGGAAUGGCGUUGUUCUUCAAUUCACAUCGUUGUAAUAAGUACGUAUAAGGGCUACAGUUGGUUAAAGCAGUGGUGGCGUAACGUUAUAUUUAUCAGGGGGCCCACAGUUCAAAAUGUUCGAAGGCUACCCUAGUAGAAGUGCCAAAGGCACGAGUUGAUCGCCGUAUAUGCACGAGUUUUCUAGGGGUCAAGGGCCAGCCUGCGGGCAGCCCCAUACCACGUCAAGGGCGUGCUCACCCAGAAAAUGUUUGAAUCUAGGCUCUCUGAAAUGCCAUUUCCCAGACUUUGGGGAGAGAUUUUACAGAAUUCUGAUGGUCAGAAAACGACAUUGUGACCUAUCAGAGGCCCUGGCAAAUGUUUUUGCUCUACAGCCUGAGUCUGGGGGCCCCAUUUGGCCCGUUGGGGUUGGAGGCCCGGUCCGAGCCCAUAGUAGUUACAUUGAGCCACUCCACGUGUGAAAUAUUUUAAUUAAAAGGACCUUUUUCGCAUGUUUUCCUCAAUUAGGAUUUGUGAAUCAAUGGGCCUGUCACCUUUCGACUUGAGCGACCUCGAGAUGAAGAGGAUAGAAAACCAAGAUCAACUAUUGACAAACUCGCUUACUUUGAGUAAAGAUAUCGCCUGUCUCUCAGUAUCUGCCUCUGAUGAUCCCCCACUAUCCUCUCCUCCAUAUUCACCUUGUUCGUCUUAUUCCCCCAAUAGCCCCAACUCACCUCAUUCGCCCCCUCUGUCUGCGUCAUCAAUAGAGUCGGAUUCCAUGAGCGACUCGUCCGAAUCUUCUUCAAAUUUUGGAGACAGUAGUGGGGUAUGUACUGUAAAGAAAAUCUAGCAAUAGUACCUCGAAAGUAGUACCUCGAAAGUAGUACCUCGAAAGUAGUACCUCGAAUGUAGUACCUCGAAAGUACUUAGACCUGGCAAUAGAGCUUCGUUUUCGGGGUUGACCUAAUUAUAUAAAGGUCUUAUACACUAUCCAGUAUAACUGUUUGAUUUCGUCAAUAUGUCCAUCUGUAACCCAAUAUUUCAAUCAUGAAAACGAGGCUCUAUAGCCAAGGCUGAGUAUUUUCCAGAAGGGUGUAUUCAGUGCAAUGGUAUGCAAUGCAAAGCUAUACAAUUCAAUUCAAUGCAUAGCAGAGUAAAGUAAAGCGAUGCAAUGCAAUUAAAUACAAAUGAGUGCAAAGCAAGUUAAAACAAUGCAAAGCAAUGACCCCACAGAAAAGCAUUUCGGUGAUGUGAGUAUCCUGGUUAAAUAUGAAUAUAAUCAUAAUAAUAAUGCGAAAAAAUUCAAUGCAGAGCAGAGCUCUGAAUUGCAAGGGCGCAGUUCAAAUGUGACCGAGCCUUAAGGCUGGUUUACACUAUCAAAGUUUCUGUGAAGUGUUAUAAUAAGGGAAAUGACUCAUUGUUUAACACUGUCAGUUCCUUCAAACAGUUCUUGCAAAUCCUUCAAAACUUUACCUAUGCAAAAUUCCUAAUGUGAUCACAGAAACUUUGAUAGUCCAAGCCAGCUUUUUAUUAGAGCACAUCUGCCGAAUAUACAAUUACUUUAUGGUUUCCGUCAGUUUGGAUGGCCUGAUCCAAACACGCGGGAAUGUUGCGAGAGUUAAGAUAAGCGCGCGCAACACGAGCCGAAGGCGAGUGAUUUUGCGCGCUUUUCUUAACUUGAGCAACAUUCCCAAGUUUUUGGAUCAGGGCAUCAGGCCAUCCAAACACGGAAACCAGAAAGUAAUUGCUUUAUAAAAUAACAGCUUUCCGUGUUAAAGUUUCACUUUAAAUAACUUUCACUUUAAAUUUCCGUGUUUGGAUGGCUUGAUCCAAACACGGGUUUCGACCAAUCAGAGCACGCGUUAUAUACAUGUUAUUUUAUAAUUACUCUUUCCAACAGUUGGUAAUGUUUAAGGAACAUGAAAAGUAUAUUUCUAGUUGUUCUUUAUUUUAGAAUUUUAUUAUUGUUUUAGGAUGAUAGGAGCGGAGGUGAAGACUAUUUCUUUGGUUCGGGCGCGUAUUCUCACAGAUCAUCAUCUGUAUCAAUUGAAACCCUCGCAAUGGCCAAACUUCUACGAAAACUUUCUCAAAAUCAAUCCGUUCUUGGAGAGGUAAAUUAAUAAUCUAAGAUUGCCAUUAUAACAUGGCCUUAUGGACAAAAUAAACUGAAUGCUGAACUUCAUUUAUACUAAAUAGUAUGUCUGAACCAGAGUUGGAUAAAAGAAGAUUAAAAAUCUUUUUUCUUUUAUUAAUAAAAGAAGAUUUUCAGUAAUAAAAGAUUUUUGGCAUUCGAAAAAAUAUACGAUGACGUCAUGAUGUGACGUAAUAUUGGUACAUAUACAUCUUUGUGUGACGUCAUCACGUCAUUCAGUUGCAUGAUGUUAAAUUUUUAAUAUAACUUUGAUCAGUUUUACGUAAUCAUCGUGCUCUUGAAUCUCGACUAGCGUUAUACUACCGUUACUAUGACCUCGACUGGUGAGGGUAAUAUUUUAUUACUUUACUUUGUCUUAAAGUCCCCAAUAUGCAAUGGAAGUCAAUUUCUGCCAUCGUUCCUCAUAGGCCGAAUGACUGAAAUUUUUACUCCAGAUAUAUAGAGCUGACUGGGUCUAACUCAAAGCCCUCUUCACACAUAUGUAUCAAUUUUAUUUUCCUUAGAUUCAUUUCGUCCUGGCGGAACUGAACGAAAUGGGAAGAUUUACGAAUCAAGAGCCCGAUCUUGAAUCAGCCACGUUUCAUUUGGAGCAUGCUGCCUCUUGUUUUUAUCCAAAAGCCGUGAAAAUUCAGGCGCAAAUUUACCUUCAGUUGCCGCACGACGUCUUGUCUUCAUUGUCUGCUGAGGUGAGUUCUGGUCAAGUGGCCGAGAAUGAUUUUUUAAUGCAGUUUACAUUCUUUGAAAUGAAUAUAACUGCAACGCUACCUUCAGUCUCAGAUAAACUGCCUAUCUUUUUCUUGAAGCCAAAUCUUACCUCCAGACACGCGUAAGAUCACGCGUUUUUAUGACAUGAUUGACUGAUUGAGCGCUCUUCGUAUGCAUGAAAAGACUGGUAUUGGCCAUCAAAUUUCCGGUUGGGGAUAGCGUUCCAGUUCUAUGCAGUUCAGUGGUUUAUAUACACUGCACCAGCAUGACAUCAUCUCCUCUCUUUGCCUUUGUAAACAAAACCCUAAUAUGUUUUGUAUUGCUGACUUGCGACAAUUAAGGUAUCACUGGAAAAAUAUAGUGAAAUUGAUACUUUGGAAUUUGCGAAUGGAUCACUAAAUCCAUAGUAUAUCCAUACUAUUUCCAUACUAUAUCCAUGGUAUGCAAAUUGCAAUUAGUAUGAACAUUGGAUUUCCAUACUAUUUUCAACGAAAAUCCAUACCAUUUUCAUAGUAAGGAUUUUGAAAAAAAUUUCAGUGUAUAUGACUUAAAACUACAGUUGAACGGACACUGUUGGGACGUCACAAAUGUGCUUGGUUAAAGGAGUUUAAAGGAGGUGUAUGCUUAACAGGAGUUAUAUAUAAUAAUAGCAUUGAAUUACUACUGGGAUCAGAGGUUUGUGUCCGCUUAAAAGGAGUGACCGCUUACAGUAACAGAGGUGUCCGUUUAAUGAGGUUCGGCUGUAUUUGAAAAAUAUUUUUCAGUAUACAAUUUCGGAGUUUGUGUUUAGGAGUCCCUAGCGCUCUUAGUUAAGGCAUUCAAGCCAGCUGAAGACUGGUAUGUAGAUCUGUGUUUGCCCCAAUUUACAAUUCUUACUUUAGGCAGAUGUGCACCGUUUCGAGAUCUGGUGUUUUAAUCAUGGAUAGGGCACGGUUCCGCCUCUGUGGAAAGGGGUGGAAAAAUAGGCGAGCACGGCUCGGCUAAGCCUGCAGGCAUGUGUGUACUAAAAUUUUCACACCCAUAUUUACAACAUGCAGCAUAUUUUAUUGAGGUGUUUUUUUAUAUUCACCAGGACAAUGAAGAAAACAGAGAACGUGGGAUUCAAUGUAUGGAGACUGCCAGUGAAAAUGGUGAUAGGGAAGCUAUGUUAUACAUGGCACGUGCUUUUGACACUGGCGCUGGACUCACAAGUGAAAGGUGAGACAGCUAACUACCUAUGUUUCAACUGGAUAGUUCCGUCAAUUCUGAACUCUUCUCCCUGGCGUUCAACGAAGAGCUAUCUAUGUAUUUAGUUAGAGAGGAACAUGGCCGGAUUUUGAGGGGAGGUGUGGGGAGGUGCGCACCUCCCCUGAGAUCGUUUUGCACCUCCCCUGAGAAUUUUUGCACCUCCUGAAAAUUCAUGCACCUUCCCUCGGAAAAUUGAAACCUUUGAUGCCAAAUCACUUGACAUUGUUUUACGUACUAAGCACAGACAGAUAUAUUCCAGGCUGGAAGACAUCUUUGCAACACUUGUAUGGUUACUAAGUCGUCUUGAGUAAAGUUUUGAUGUUGACCAAUCUUUUUAUUUUUCAUUUCAAUUUUUCAUAUUUUUAUGUGUCCUUUAGUUCACAGUCGUGGUCAGAAGCAGUGCGUCUGUACGAAGAAGUCAUCCAAUCAAUGGAGAGCGACACAACCGAAACCACCGCAGUCCAGUUAAUAACAGAUCCUCUGUCCAAACUGUACGCACGAGUGGCAGAGAUGUAUAGAGACGGAGGUCAUGGGAUUGAACGGGAUCCUCAGAAAUCAGGGGAUAUGUAUAACAGUGCUGCCGAACAUGCCAUGGCGGAGAUGAAGGGGAAAUUAGCGAAUAAAUAUUUCGCGCUCGCUGAGGAAGUCUGGGGCGAAUUAGAGGAGUGAUAUUAACAAAGGUAUGAUAAGGCCUUAAGGCGGUUUUCCACUAGGCGAAAUUUUUCGACCGAAUCGAAAUUUCUCUUUGUUUCAUGAGCUGUCAAGCAGAACCAAUUGUAAAAAGACAAAGAGAAAUUUCGUUUCGGUCGAAAAAUUUCGCCUCGUGGAAUCAGGCCUUUAAUUCCACGACAAGCGAAAUGCGAAAAAUUUUCAAAUCUGGAAGCUUCUUUGAAAACCGUUGCGCUUUGUUCGGAAAAAAAGUUGGUCAGUCAAUUAUGAUUUAUUGUAUAUUAUACGCUAUAGGUAUUAAGUUAGCAGGGAAUUUUGUAUUUGGACGUACUUAUACUGCAUUGCUGCAGUACGGAAAUGAGUUCAAUGACAUUUACUAUUUGAUAAUAAAAUUAAUACAAUUUUCUUGCAUUCUUUUCCAAUGAGUUCUUUUGGUUUUGGUUUUUGCGUCUUUAUAUCAACGAUACAGUCAUUGGCUGUUUGAUGUAUACUUCACUUUUUCGCGUGGUUAACGUUUUGUCUAUAAAUGAAAAUUAAAGAUUUAAUCGUGGAAUCGUGGAUGUUAGCAAGAGUCGUUAACAAGUCUUAUUUUACAAGUCCAUGCCAAGUCACAAGUAAUUUCUUGGAAGCCAAGUGUCAAGUCACAAGGCAUUUUGUCCGUGACCAAGUCAAGUCGAAAAUCAUUCUGUCCAGUCUCUCUCCUCCGCAGAGCCUCCUUAAGUAUUUACAAAUAACUUACAUGAAGUUUCCUGAAUAAAAGUGAGCGCGCGCGGUGUGAUGGGAAGAUCUUGCGCGCUCACUUUUCCCUCACUAGAAACUUCAUGUAAGCCUCUGCGGAGGAGAGAGCUGUCCAGUUAAACUUUUUUCUGCUAUGAACUGAGGAGUCAUCCAUGCCAGAUUUCAGCAUACUUAAUAGCCACGGUUUUAGCAUUUGAUUCGAGGCACCGUAGCUCUGCUCCGUGAUCAGACAUGAGUCAUAAGGUGGCUGCCAUGGGCGCCCUUAGAAAGCCUUCGACUCGAUCAGGUUGAGCUGCGUCCUUCGUAAUUGGGCUUAGAUCUCAGCUGCAAGUAAGGAUGAUUAGCACACACCCCACUUACUUACAAGUAAUUUCUUGGAAGCCAUGUGUCAAGUCACAAGGCAUUUUGUCUGUGACCAAGUCAAGUCGAAAAUCAUUCUGUCCAGGGUUUUUUUUUUACUAUUAAUUGGGGAGUCACCCAUGCCAGAUUUCAGCAUACUUUAUAGCCACGGUUUUUAUAGCAUUUUAUUAGAACCACAUUUGGGGCAAGAGUGAUGUAGUUUCAUGUUUGUAUGAGUUCAAAUGAUACUCUUCCUACCUUAGAAGGUUGCUUACAAAUCUUAGCACAUUUCUUCAUGAAUUUUCCCAGCUUGCCGCCUUCCUUAGAUUUUGUUCUACUGAUGACUCUCGCGAUACUUGCUUGCGCUUCGAUCUCCUUUUCUUUCUUCUUUUCAACAUGCGUCGCUUCUGCUGCCAUUCUUGCAGCCACGCCUGCUGUUGUAUGUUUGAGACCACAGAGUUCCUGCUCGAUACCUCGCUUUGUCCUUUCCAGAAUUUCCUCCUCGUUGCAUUUCGGGUCAUCGUAGCCGCCGUGCUCUUUGUGCUAGGAAAAGAAAGAUCAGUUCCCAUAUUAAGGGUCCGAUCAAACAACGGUGAAAGUCGUGCCCUCCGAGAGAGAGGGCAGCAUGUAGGGGACUUUGACUCGGGCCCUCAACUCAAAAGGAGCCCCCAAAGCAACGAAGGCCCUUAAAAUUUCUUGAAUCAAGAUUGCUUAAAGGACAUUGGCAAUAAAAAAUUAGUUUAGUUGAUCAUUUGAAAGAACUCUUGAAACUAUAUAUAUUAAACUCUUUUACAGAAUGUUUACAUCUUGCUUAGUUUUCAAAAUAUUUCUACUCGAUUUCAUUUUGGAUUAUUGAGGAUAUGCAUCUUCUUACUUCAAGAGAACCUCGUUAACUAUGGUUUUGACGACGUGAGGAGUUGGGUUAACCAUAUAUAAAACGACUUUAAAAUGACCAAGUAACAAUCCAAAAUUGUUUGAAAUGUUUUUGAUCAUUUCUAAAUUUCAGAGAGCGACCAGAAAUGAAGUUUUGGACCCAUAUUGAUUGCUUACUCUCAAGACAAAAAAUUAGCGUAACCCUCAAGAAUUAGUCCAAGAUGGCGGACAGCUCAUCAAUUUUGGUCUAAAUAUUUCGAGAACUAAGCAACAUACGCCGACAAGUCGGUAAUAGAGUUUAAUAUAUAAUUAAAAGAGUUAUUUUGAAUGGGACAAUUGCCAUUGUCCUUUAACUGGAAAUAUAAGUCCUAGCUGCGUUAGUGUUGGAUAAUAAUCUGGGUUCGAUUUGGCUUCAAGAAAAAGUUAGGUAGUUUAUCUGAAGGUAGCGUUCCAGUUAUAUACAUUUAGCCUACCGCAACAUGUGCUGGUGUCCAGGACAUUUUCCGCGCGUUCACAGCGGCUUGUUCUGGUGACGUAAUCAAUACGUCAGACGCAAGAGAUGGCUUUCUUUCCGUGAUAGAUUGCCUUCGCCUUUGAUUUACUAAACUUUUCUCUGCGUUCACGAUAUCACUGACUAAGGAGCUACGGCGCCGUCCAGAUUCAGGUCGAGACUUGUAACUUUCUGUAAAUAGAGCAAGGCCAAACACAGUUAAAGGCAAGAAAUCUUAUACAGACUAUUUAGGGAGCCGUCUUAAAAUUUCGACACUUUUCCCUACAUGAAGGGGGGACGACGUAAAGAACCAACGAAAACAUAUCUUUGAAUAGACAAUUCCCAUUAUAGACUAAUUUUAAAACUAGGCAAGGAGAUGCAAAUAAAUCACCACAGCUAGAAAGAGCAUACUAAAAUGAGUAAAAUUGCAAAGUUUGUUGCGAAAUGUUGUAAAAUGCGGAAAAUAUAGCUUUGCAAAUUUUGUCUACUUUUGUGUUGCGUGCGGAAAUUGCUACCAUUUUCGGCCCAAAUGUGGUAUAGCAAUUUCUGCACGCAGAACCAAAGUACACAAAAUGAGCGAAUUUUCGAAUUUUGCAAGGCUAUAUUUUUUUCGCGUUUUAGAACAUUUCGCAACCAAACUUUGCAAUUUUACUCAUUUUAGUAUGCUCUUUCCGGGAAUAUAAUUUUUUUGCCAAGAUAAAAAAAAUUAGUCUAUAAUGGGAAUUGUCUAUUGGAAGUAUUGAUUUUUUAUGAUUUAUAAUUAUAACCAAUAUUCAUAUAGCAAUAACUUUAAUUUUCAAAUUAAAAUAGGUGCUGAAACACCUGGCCAAUUACAGUAAAACUGACUGAGACGAUAAAUUUGACAUGAGAAAAAUAUAAUCAUUCAUCUACUGCACGGAAAUCGUUUUGCCGGUAUAAUAAUAACUUGAAAAGUACAACCUAUUGAUUGAAAACUUACCAUCAUACUGAUAUUGUUUCACUCUUGAUUUUGUCGCAAUAUUUGAUGCAAUCGUGGCCACUUCAUCCUGGAAACUAAUUCUCCUUUGACUUGGCUGGGCUAUGGACCCACGUUUUUCAUCUCCUAAUUCACAAGCAGAUAAAAUGUUUGUCCUUUUUGUCAAUCUCACAAUAAAAUCCACAAGAAGGCACAUCAAUAGCCACUUUCUGAAUUUGCUACCUGGCAAUAUAGAAACUGCUUAUUUACAAUCGAUUACAAUUUUCGCCCCGAUUUCAAGCUAUUGUUUCGUGUACAAUGGACCAUUUGCAUUAUAGACUAAAUUUUGAUCUAGACAAAAAUUUCAUCACAGCUUGAAAGAGCAUCACAAAAUUAGUAAUAUUCCAAAGUUUCGUUGCGAAAUGCUGUAAAAUGCGGAUAAUAUAGCCAUGCGAAGUUUGCCGUUUUUCAGUCAUUUUGUAUUACGCACGGGAAAUUGGCAGCCCAAUCGGGUGUUGGGGCAUCAAUUUCCCGUUUGUAAUACAAAAUGAAUGAAAAUUGCAAAUUUCGCAAGGCUAUAUUAUCCGCAUUUUACAACAUUUCGCAACGAAACUUUGGAAUAUUACUAAUUUUGUGAUGCUCUUUCAAGCUGUGAUGAAAUUUUUGUCUAGAUCAAAAUUUAGUCUAUAAUGCAAAUGGUCGAUUAAAGUCGAAGAGAUCUCGUAUUCUUUGCUUCAAGAAACAGUUUUCUCUAAUAUUUCAGAAUGUUGCCUUUGUGUGUAUGCACCAGGGAUGA